AUGCCCCAGGACCCGUUGGAUGCCUGCCUCAUCGCUGGCAUAAGCCUCAACGUCUCCCCAGGCACUUGGGCUGGGAACUGUGCAGGUGCCAUGCUUUCCUUCCGUGGUCGGUGCUUCUCCUUCAACAACACAGCGGACGGCUAUGGACGUGGCGAAGGCUGUGCCGCUGCAGUGCUGGGCCGUGGCGAGUACGACCAAGAUGACGAUACAACUUGUGGAACGUUGGCCGCCAGCCACAGCAACUCGGAUGGUCGCUCCGCCAGCCUCACGGCCCCGAACGGCCCAGCACAGCAGCGCUUGCUGCGAGCAGCUCUUACUGAGGCGCGUCUUCAACCGACAGAUCUGGACAUCUACGAAGCUCAUGGUACAGGGACUUCUCUCGGAGACCCUAUCGAGGUGAGGCCUUUGCGAUUCCGAGUUCUGACGCAGAGGGAGAAUCCUGUCCUCGGCUUAGGUGAUGAUCUCCUGCUCGAAGACUAA
This is a messenger RNA of Symbiodinium necroappetens, 480 nucleotides long. The record is from the annotation of a GenBank genome assembly. NCBI's taxonomy places the organism in Eukaryota, Dinophyceae, Suessiales, Symbiodiniaceae.